Messenger RNA from Diceros bicornis minor, 2682 nucleotides. It is a transcript of the gene ZNF496, whose product is annotated as zinc finger protein 496. The record is from RefSeq and is a predicted model, not a curated record. Gene Ontology annotation, biological process: regulation of DNA-templated transcription. Lineage: Eukaryota; Metazoa; Chordata; Mammalia; Perissodactyla; Rhinocerotidae.
GCGGAGCCUAGGUUUUCCGGAUGAGCAGGAGACGGGGGCUCGGCUAGCCGGGGACGGAGCCUGGCCCUGCGGAGAACCCGCCUCGGGAAGGACGCCCGGGAGCCCGGACUGGAAGGAUGAGGAGCUGCCGCCCUGGACUUCAGACGCAGCAGGAGGGAUUUGAGUUAGACGCUGGGAAGGAGUUCCAGGCUGGGAGCGCUGUCCCUCCUCCCAGAGCUGCUUUAAGACGCCCCGCCCGCUGCGGGAAGCCUCCUGGGAGUAACGUUAGUUCAUUCAUCGCUCACUCCUGAGCCUGCUACGUGCCAGGUGCCAGGGUGACAAAGAGGAGCGGGCGUCUGGUGAGGGGUGAUCCGCAGAGCCCAGAGCGGGAUGCCCUCCGGCGGACGCUGAGUGCUGAGGGUGGGGCCGCGUCCCCUAGCUGGGGGCGGACCUGAGGAACCAGAGGCCCUGCAGGUGUGUGGUGGCUGGGCUCUGGGAAGGUGGGAGAUCCGGGUCCAGAUGCAGGAACCUGAAGGAAGUCCCGCGGUGGGGCCAGCUGCAGUGUGUCCCUCCUGUCACCGAAGAACCUCUUCUGCUGGUCUGUGUUUGUUGUUCCGUUGGAAGCAGAGAGAUCCAGAGACCCUGGUUUUUCUGACUGCCAUUCAGUGUCCUUGUUGCUCCUCUGGCCUCACUUGUCUUCCUGUGGAAUGGGAGUGAGCUCAUUCUGUAAAGCUCUCAAGGGCAAGGACGGUGACUUUGGCUCUGAAGGCUCAAGAUAGCGGCCUGCUCUGCUUGUCCAUCUCAGGUCCUCUCCAGAAGGACCUGGCCACCGAAGGGUCGUCUUCUGCUGCUGACCCCCAUCAAAUCCCAUCAUGCCCACAGCCCUGUGCCCCCGAGUCUUGGCUCCAAAGGAAAGUGAGGAGCCCAGGAAGAUGAGGAGCCCACCGGGAGAGAACCCUAGCCCCCAGGGGGAGCUUCCCAGCCCUGAGUCUUCCCGCCGCCUCUUCCGCCGUUUCCGCUACCAAGAGGCGGCAGGCCCCCGGGAGGCCCUGCGCCGGCUCUGGGACCUGUGCCGGGGCUGGCUGCGGCCCGAGAGGCACACCAAGGAGCAGAUCCUGGAGCUGCUGGUGCUGGAGCAGUUCCUGGCCAUCCUGCCCCGGGAGAUCCAGGGCUGGGUGCGGGCCCAGGAGCCUGAGAGCGGCGAUCAGGCUGCUGCUGCCGUGGAGGUGCUGGAACGGGAGCCGGGGAGACCCUGGCAGUGGCUCAAGCACUGUGAAGACCCUGUGGUGAUUGACGAUGGGGAUGGUCCUCCGGACCAGGAGCAGGAGCAGCUGCCGACGGAGCCUCAUAGUGACCUUGCAAAGAGCCAGGACGCCCAGCCCAUGGCCCUGGCUCAGGGCCCUGGGCUCCCAAGCAGACUACCAGGCCAGCUCAGUGGGGACCCAGGUCCACAGGACACUCCCCUGCUUCAGGAGGCGACUUUGAGGGAUGCACAGCAGAUGGCCGCCCUUCAGCUGCCCCCGAACCGGGUUUCUCCUUUCAAGGACAUGAUCUUCUGCUUCUCAGAAGAGGACUGGUCCCUCCUAGACCCUGCCCAGACUGGCUUCUACGGAGAGUUCAUCAUCGGGGAGGACUGCGGGGUCUCGCUGCCUCCACAUGACCCAGCUGCCCAGCUGGACAUCUCCCAGGGAGAGGAGGACGAGCCUCAUGUGGCAGAGCUGCAGGACCUCCAGGGGAAGGGCGCGCCCCAGGUCUCCUACUGGAACUUUCCCAGCCUCCAGCCAUUCCAGGUAGAAGAAAGAAGAAAACGGGAUGAGCUGCAGAUGCCAGAGCUCCAGACCUGCCAGCAGACGGCACUUGCCCAGAGCACCUGCCCCGCCGCAGGCAACGCGCCGUCCCUGGAGCCCGGCCUGGAGGAGGAGGUGACCAUCGAGAUUGUUCUGUCCAGCUCCGGGGAUGAGGACUCCCAGCUCGGCUCCUACUGCACCGACGAGCCGCGGAGCCCCCCGGAGAAGCCGCGCAGUCUCCCCGCCUCCCCCCGGAGCGGCGCCGAGGGGGCCGAGGUGCAGACCUCCUCCAGGAAGUCCUACGUGUGCCCGAACUGUGGCAAGAUCUUCCGCUGGAGAGUCAACUUCAUCCGGCACCUGCGGAGCCGCCGCGAGCAGAAGCCGCACGAGUGCUCGGUGUGCGGGGAGCUGUUCAGCGACAGCGAGGACCUGGACGGGCACCGGGAGACCCACGAGGCCCAGAAACCCUACCGCUGCGGCGCCUGCGGGAAGAGCUUCCGCCUCAACUCGCACCUGCUCUGCCACCGGCGCGUGCACCUGCAGCCGGACGGCCUGGCGCCGGUGAGGGAGCGGGAGCGCGCGGCGCCGGGCCGGCGGGCGGGGGGGGCCGGCGCCCUGCUGGGGAAGGGCCGGGCCAAGCUGGGCUUCCAGUGCUGUGACUGCGGGCGCGGCUUCCAGCGGCCCGACCACCUGGCCCGGCACCGCAGCGCGGUCCACGAGAAGAGCAGGGCGCGGUCCCUGCAGUGCCGCUACUGCGUGAAGAGCUUCUCGCAGAACUCCGACCUCCUCCGCCACCAGCGCCUGCACAUGAAGCGCCGCUCCAAGCAGGCCCUGAACUCCUACUGAGCCGGUCCCGGCCUGCAGGUGCAGCCCCGGCCCACGGGUGCGGGCCCGGGUGCGGCCCCAGUGUCCGGUG